AUGCCGUGGGAGCGACCGAGCAACGUACCUUAUCCGAAUGUUUGGUGGACUUUUGAUGCACCCGAUCCGGAUCGUGUGGAUGGUGCAUUGGUUACGUACCGAGUAGAGGAUUUGACGGAGGAUCGAUUCGAAGAUGCCAUCAAACUGUACACUGAAAAUUUUCUUGAUGACGAGCCACUUUGUGCGUAUGGCCGAGUUCGUCACAACCCACUAUCGUAUGAAGAAAUAGUUAAAUUCUGGAUGUACGUAUUUGCCGAGAAGAUGACCAUCGUAUGCUACAAAGAAGAUUCGAAAGAGUUGGUAGGCGCUAACCUGCUGUCAGUAAAGUUUGCCAACGAUAAAGUAGAUAUAUCUGAUCUGAUUAAAUCCGAAAGCAUGCAAAAAUUAGUUGCAGUCAAUGAAUAUAUGACUGACACAGUGAACCUUUUCGAGCGGUACGGUGUCGAUAGGUACCUGACGGCAUACGGCCUUAGUGUGAACAGUCGUUACCGGGGUCGAGGCAUUGCCACUGAGAUACUUAAAGCACGCAGACCGAUUUGCCGGGCGUUUGGUUUGCGACUAACGAGCACCAAUUUCACGGCGAUCGGUUCUCAAAUACCUGCUGCAAAGAUUGGCUUCCAAACGGAUCUGGAGAUGAAAUACGAUGAGUUUGUGAACGUUAAUCCGACGUAUACCUUUGAAGGCAUUAAAAGCAAAAGUCUCAAGCUGAUGAGCCUGCCGAUAGAGUAA
Molecule: messenger RNA, 729 nt
Organism: Anopheles marshallii
Lineage: Eukaryota; Metazoa; Arthropoda; Insecta; Diptera; Culicidae
Exons: 3
Coding region: 1-729 (242 amino acids)
Molecular function (GO): N-acetyltransferase activity
Source: RefSeq, a predicted model, not a curated record